UGGGGUACUUGUUCAGAAAUUUCUAUUACUUCUUUUACCGUUGGUAUUUAGCACGUGUUAUUGAUGUUUUCAAUAGAAGAUCUAGGUUUGGUUACAUUAGGCUAUCAGUAGAGGAACUACCUAGAACAGUGAACCCCAGUAUAAAUUAUUAUUAUAUAUUCUUUUGUGUUCCAGAGUUAUCAUUUGAGGCAAGAUCGUUCUACGGCAGAAAGAAAACUCGAGAUAGAGAAAUAACUAUUGUCACCAGUGUUAUUGAAAGUGAUGAAUCAAAUGAAGAAGAUUUGGAUGAUGAUGUCGCAGAUCCUGAAUUCAUAUUGGAAGAAAGCCAAGGAACGCAGGAAGAAGGCCAAGAUGAUGAAAGCAACCAAUCUGAUGAUGAAUCUGCGGAGCUUCAUGAUGACUCAACAGUUGUAAUUGAAGUACAAGGCCCCAUGGCAGCAACUUCUCGAGACGCAGGUGCAAAAAAACGGGACUUCCAGAGCAAAUGGUCUACUGUGCAGGAUGCUGAAACUGUAACUCUAGAAUUCUCAGGACAAGACCUUCCCUGUUCUCAUGAAAUACUUCCUCCUUUUCAGUACUUCAAGCAAUUCAUCUCUGACGAUUUUCUAGACGUGAUAGUUACAGAAACAAAUAUGUAUUCUGUUCAAAAAAAUGUUAAUAAGCCAUUGAAUGUAACUCACAAUGAGAUGGAACAGUGGCUCGGAUUGAUUUGUUACUUCUCUAUCAGUAAACUCCCACAUACAUCAAUGCACUGGUGCAAAAGACUAUCACCAUUGACCGAUAUUUGUAGUGAUAUAAUGAGCAGAGACAGAUUUGAAGCCAUAAAGAGUAAUUUUCACUUAGUUGAUAACACUAUGCAAGAUCCUGCCAAUGCUGACAAUUUCUUGAAGGUUAGGCCAAUGAUAGAUCAUUUGCGUAAAAAGUUUCAAGACAUUCCAAUGAUUCAAAAUCUCUGUGUGGACGAGCAGCUUGUUCCUUUCAAAGGAAGGUCGCCAGUAAAGCAAUAUAUACCUAACAAGCCUAAAAAAUGGGCGUACAAGUUCUUCGUGUUAGCAGAUGAAAAAGGCAUGACCUAUGAUUUUAUCCCAUACAAUGGAAGGAUAAAACCAGUAGAGGAUCCUGAUGUUCCAGAUCUCAAACCCAGCUCUAACAGUGUCUUGCAUCUUGCCCAAAUAAUUCCCUCAAAUGUGAAUCACCACCUUUUCUUUGAUAAUUGGUUCACUUCACUGCCACUGGUAGAUCACCUGGCAAGUCGUGGAAUAUGGAGCUGUGGAACAGUUAGACCAUCAAGAUUAACUGGACUUACAAAGGAAAUGAAGUGUCAGAAGCAGAUCACAAAAAAUGGCAGAGGAGCCUAUGAAGCUGCAAAAAUAGUGCAAGAUAAUUCAGAAGCAUUGUACGUGAAAUGGUUCGACAACAGAGUGGUAAACAUGAUUUCCACUUUUGCUAAAACUGAACCAGUGACAAAAAUUUCACGUUAUUCAAAGAACAAGACUCGUUUUGAAGUGCAGUGUCCUGAUAUUGUAAAACAAUACAAUAAAUCAAUGGGAGGAGUAGCUUUAGCUGAUCAACUUAUUUCACUGUACAGGAUACCUAUACGGCCAAAGAAAUACUACAUGAGGUUAGUGUUUCACAUGAUUGACAUGGUCGUCGUAAACUCAUGGCUGCUGUACAGACGUGAUGCCUCCAGUCUCAACUUACCGAGGAAGGAUAUCCUGUCAUUAGCAUCAUUCAAGCUGCUAAUUGCCUUUGACCUUAUGAAAGCAGGUAAGGUUUGCAAUGGAAAGAAGAGAGGAAAACCUUCUUUGACCCCAGAUUCCAGCAAUGCACGCAAGAAAAGCUGCUAUCGUCCUUCUGAUUCUACACGAACAGAUGGAAUCGGACACUUGCCUCGUAUUGAUCAAAACGAAAUCGUUGCAAGAGAACAAACUGCAAUGGGAGAACCAAUGUUAUGUGUAAAAAGUGUAACGUUAAUCUUUGCCUGACUGCCAAGUCAAACUGCUUUGAGAAUUACGAUGAAUAAUGUGUCUACUCGAAUUUUAUGCCGAGUGGAAUGCUAAAAUGGAGGCUUAUUUUCAAUAAUUUGUCUCUUGGUUAUGAGGAAUUUUUGUGCUAUAGCUUUUAUGACGAAGGAUUUAUAUGCGAUGCAUGUGCUUAGUAUACGGUUCUAUCAAAUGUUUAUGUAAUACAGUUCAGUUUCGGUGCUUGAAUAAAUGUUUAAAAAAAAUAUUGUUUAUAUAACUCAAAUGGAC
Molecule: messenger RNA, 2252 nt
Organism: Hyalella azteca
Lineage: Eukaryota; Metazoa; Arthropoda; Malacostraca; Amphipoda; Hyalellidae
Product: piggyBac transposable element-derived protein 3
Exons: 2
Coding region: 432-1985 (517 amino acids)
Source: RefSeq, a predicted model, not a curated record